Molecule: messenger RNA, 2187 nt
Organism: Cololabis saira (Pacific saury)
Lineage: Eukaryota; Metazoa; Chordata; Actinopteri; Beloniformes; Belonidae
Gene: kcnip4a
Product: potassium voltage-gated channel interacting protein 4a
Exons: 8
Coding region: 588-1262 (224 amino acids)
Biological process (GO): regulation of potassium ion transmembrane transport
Cellular component (GO): voltage-gated potassium channel complex
Molecular function (GO): potassium channel regulator activity; calcium ion binding
Source: RefSeq, a predicted model, not a curated record
UGCAGGCGCACUACGAGAGCAAGUGUGGGUUUGUUUGUGUGUCUGCGAGAGACGGGGAAGGAGAGACCCACUGUGCUGAGAAGCCAGCAGAGCAGUCUCCAGUAACACAGUUGAAGGAUAGGAGAGUCAGUGUUUGCUCAGAGGAGAAAAAGUGUCCAGAGGAGGAGUGAGGGUUGGAGAAAGAGGAAGGAGGGCAGUCUCUUCCCAAGAGAGCAGGAGGUAAAUUGCCGGAAAGCAAAUAUUAAAGACCUUACAAAAGACCACAAGACGUCCCCGUGUUGAGCAGACAGCCAUAGCCUGGAGCCACGCAACAGAGGAGCUUGGAUACACUUACACACAACCACACCCCCCUCUCGCUGCUGUCCACUCACUGAUGAGCAUCACUUCUACUACACACAGACACCUGAAGGGCCACUUUGCCACAUCCAGAGGUGUGGAGGACGAAAAGAGGACACCUGCCCUGUUGAGGCACUCUGCCAAAGUAGCAGUCUUCUCUGGAUUUUUGUUCAUUCAUUUUCUCAAACCCUGAGACUAGAGUCUUCUUCUCGCUCUGACCCCUCCGAGAGCCCCCUCCCCGAGGAGCAAAGAUGAGCUGCAGGAAAAGGUGCAAGCGUGAGAUCUUCAAGUUCGCACAGUACCUGUUCAGACUAAUCACAGGCACACUUAACACCGACAGCGUUGAAGAUGAGCUUGAGCUGUCGGCCGUCCGUCAUCGCCCCGAGGGCUUGGAGCAGCUCGAAGCACAGACCAGUUUCUCCCGUAAGGAGUUACAGAUCCUCUACCGGGGCUUCAAGAACGAAUGUCCCAGCGGAGUCGUCAACGAGGAAACAUUUAAAGACAUCUACGCACAGUUCUUCCCACAAGGAGAUGCGUCGACGUACGCUCACUUCCUGUUCAAUGCUUUUGACACAGAUCACAACGGCUCCGUGAGUUUUGAGGAUUUUGUGAUGGGGCUUUCUAUCCUCCUGCGAGGCACAGUCCAGGAGAAACUCAUCUGGGCUUUCAACCUUUAUGAUAUCAAUAAAGAUGGAUAUAUUUCUAAAGAGGAAAUGCUGGACAUCAUGAAGGCCAUCUACGACAUGAUGGGUAAAUGCACAUACCCCGUCCUCAAGGAGGAGACGCCUCGUCAGCACGUGGAAGUAUUCUUUCAGAAAAUGGACAAGAACAAAGAUGGAGUAGUAACCAUAGACGAGUUCAUUGACUGUUGCCAAAACGAUGAAAACAUCAUGAGAUCGAUGCAUCUCUUUGAAAACGUUCUUUAACUUUUGGGCGACUGCGGAGGCUUUGGAGGAGAAGAGCGACUUCGGCGUGGCCCGGUUGCCGGCAUGGACUCGGCCCGUGUACAGUGUGCUAUGCAGACCGUUGACCGUAGAUACAAUAUUGUUCAUUACCGUGGACCACAAUUACUGUAGGAGUAGGCUGCAUGGUACCAACACUCUGGAAUGAGUUCAGUUUUUAAACAUUUGUUGAAUGCAGUUGGAAAAACACAUAGAAAGCAGAGAAAAUUGAAUAAAAAAAAACAACCUUUUGAUUUCCACUGGACUGGUUAAAACACACUGAGAGGGUACAAAAGGCUGGUUAUAAAAGGGAUUGGACUUUUAUUUUGCCUCUCUGUUAGUCUUGUUUCAUGUACUGCCAAGUGAAAACACUGUGACUUCGGACCGAGGUAACGUCACAUCUGUUUUUAACAUCCCAGGCCGUUUCUCCGUUUUAGAGUGUUCUCACACAACUUAACCAACCAGUGUGGUCUUGUCUUUUUGCUCUUUGAAAGGGACAAAGAAAACAUUGGACCAUUUUAAAUUGUAUAUAUUAUAUAGAUAAAGUAUUAUAUUAAAAAAAAAGGAAACAUUUGACUUUUGUUUGCGUUUACUUGCCAGCCAGCCUGUAUUGAUGUCAGAGUCGGGCCGUGAUGCUGGUUCUGUACCGAAGCACAGAGUAGCUAGAUUUACGGAGAGUGUCACCUUAGACCAUGUUCCCCUUGUCAUGAGAGAAAUGCUGCUUUCAGUGUCUUUUAAUUCAUCUUAAGUAUGUAUAUUUUCUGUAAAGUAAAUCUAUAAACAUGUUUUCAUUUGGUUUCUGGAGCGCCGUUUAGGAGUUUUCAUUAAGAACAGUGUUUAAGGUUAUUUAUAUGGUAUUAUGUUAAUUGUACAAAAGAUCCGGUUGUACAGUAUUAAAUGUAAAUUCACU